UGGGUACCUACAAGACGCAGCGCUCUGUAUGAGAGAAUCGGAACAUUGCAAAUAUAAGAAUAAUAAGAGUAAUAAUUUGUAAUGGAUGUCCUGGAUGCAGAUUUACAUUCCAAACUCUUUUGGAACUUGGAGGCGAGAUCUACGCAAAGAUGGAUAACGGAUUUUUUUACGCGAGUACACACCACCUGCGACGUUCCCCCUAACGCUAUUUUUGGACCGUGUGAGCUCAAGCACACCUCUGUUUAUGACAGCAUUGCGUUCAUCGCUCUCAAGUCUAUAGAUAGAAUAACUGCACCAUACAUUUUAAGGGUGGAUACUUCAGCGCCCAACACGCGCAGCGGUGGUCCGAUGUGGUUGCGCCUAGUGCAGUCAGCCCGGAGCGGUGAAGAACAGAACUUGGAAGCUUAUGUUAAGAAUGGACAACUAUUCUACAGAGCACUCCGGGCAAUCCAGAAGGAAGAAGAGCUGUUAGUCUGGUAUGGGAAAGAACUUUCCAACCUUUUGCUACUGAAACCACUGCAGAUACUAAGCAAAGGUGCUGGUCUCUACAGAUGUGUCAACUGCGACCAACGCUUUGGGUCAGAGUUCCCCUUUUUGGCCCAUCGGAGAUUCAUCUGCACCCUGAGACAACCAAACAGCCUCACAAAACUUGGACAUGACAAACCCAACACCAACCAUGACAACUCGGAUUCAGUGAAUGCUAACAAACUGGGCCAUAAACAAAACGAUCCACAGGAUGGAAAACCUACAACGGACUUCCACAAUCUAGCCCGAGAUAUGGAAAAUACCGGAAAUAAGACAGGUUUUUCUGGCGUCCAGUCGGCUGGUGCCCUAAAAAGGAAACGCAUGGAGGUAGAAGGGGACUGUAGUAGCUCGCGGAUUCCUAUCCUCAAGCAGGAACCAGUGGACAGAGGAUACUGCGACUUGAGCAUGAUUCAACAACCUUGCCCAGUCUCCUGUCACAUGCCCCCUAUUCCAAUCAGAAAGGCAUCCACUGAAGACGGACCCACUCGACCUCAACUGUCGCUAAAGAAGUCAGAGAUUGAAGUGCUCACAACCAACUCACGAAAUCAGAACGAUCAGACCGGCAGUGGACGAGGAGUUGAUCAGAGACACCCAAAAAAUAUGUUGUCUAAAUAUAUUUUGCGCUCAGGGGAAACCUCCACUGACACUCUUGUAGGCACCUCUAUCUUCAGCAACGUCUCUGUCCCAGAAAACAGAAGUGUCUUCUCCCAGGCUCCACGGUCUGUUCCACUACACCACACUAUCCCCCUGCUUGAUAGGACUAAAUCCACCAUUGCCAAAACCCAAUUUCACAGACCGAUUCUGGUCAAGGGUAUUUCAAAACCGAGGCACCCUCUCUACAGCCCAGCAGCUCUCUGGACCAGGCCCCCAGACAGGCACCUGGUCCAGGUUCCCCCAUCUCCAGUGCUCCUGGCUCCUUCCGUCCCACGGCUCUCACCCCACUUCCUGCCGGUUCAGAACUGGUGCGCCAAAUGCAACCUCUCCUUCCGUCUCACAUCUGACCUGGUGCAGCACAUGAGGUCUCUCCACAAGAGGGCGCUGGACGCAACGGUGUCAGGUUCCGGGAUUAAACAACAGUACAAGGAUAAAGAGGACAGGCUCAAGUGUUCCAUCUGCAGCGAGGUUUUCAGACAACGCCACCACCUCGCACGACACUUGACUUCUCACACAUGAGUUUACUGACUUGUGAUCAUUAGUUUCAUUUAGUAUUUAAGUAUUCAAUUUGAAAUAUACAUUAACAAUACAAUUACAUUUUAUUUUAAACAUGACCAACUCUGCUCAAAUCACUUUUCCUUUAGAAAUAGCAAUUUAGAGUUCCCUCUUAAGAUUGUAAAAUGUAAUUUUUUUUCAAUGCCAUUUAUUUUUUAUAUUCUUUCACAAUAAAAGCUUAUUUUUUAGAUUAGUUACAAUAGU
Molecule: messenger RNA, 1938 nt
Organism: Esox lucius (northern pike)
Lineage: Eukaryota; Metazoa; Chordata; Actinopteri; Esociformes; Esocidae
Gene: prdm8a
Product: PR domain zinc finger protein 8
Exons: 4
Coding region: 82-1698 (538 amino acids)
Biological process (GO): regulation of DNA-templated transcription
Cellular component (GO): nucleus
Molecular function (GO): protein binding
Source: RefSeq, a predicted model, not a curated record